AUGUGGUGGUUGACAAUAACUUGGACUAUCGCAUUGAUUUAUCCCAUUUUGACAACAGGAUUUCAGCCUAUCUCGUCGUCUCAGUACACGAUAAGAUGGAACUCACAAGUUGCUUGUCGGGGCAAAGCACGAGAUGACGUGGAUAGCAUCGUAUCCAGUCUCGGACUUGCUCAAGUUGAAAAGGGAAAAAAGAAGAAACAGUCACAAACUAAAACCAAAAAGAAGCCUUCAAGCACGUUAUUAAGCGAAGAAUCGAAAUCAAUGGUCGGAAGUAAGGUUGGGUUGAGAACGCAAUUGGACUAUUCGCGCAAUGGACAUGCGGUUCUGAGAGAUCACAUUGAUCCGAAACUGUUAAAAGACGUACGGACGGCAGUUAUGGGCCAUGCCCAAAUGGAGGAGAUAAAAUCUUGGCGUCAAAAGGUUCAGGUGGCACUCGAUUCCCCAGAGAUCGCUGCAUCGUGCAAGACGAUUGAAGAUUGUCAGGAACAACUGGAAUCCUUAGGCAUUGUCGAUAUUCCAUUCUUGCAAUACUUCAACACAUGGAGAACCCUUCCAGUUGUAAAAGAGCUCGCCUAUGCUUUAGCAGAAUCUGCCUCAAUACUGCUCGAUGUUCCAAAAGUUCGUCUCUACCAAGAUUCCAUCUUUUGGAAGCGAUCUGUGGAUGGGCCAACACCGUGGCACGUCGAUUCCAAGAUGGCUCCCUUCGACACCAGUCAUUUUGUCACCUUUUGGAUACCUCUGACUCCUGUUCCUUCGUCAGGCACAGGGUUGAUGUUUUGUUCAAAGAGCCAUGCUGACUUUGCAUUGCCCUAUUGGAAUCCUGUUUCCGUAUCCGGUAAAGAGUCUAGCGAAUGGGAUCGAUUGGAACAUCGGUAUCCUGAAAAGAUUAUCGACUAUAUGCCAAUGAAAGUUGGAGACCUUACCGUCCAUUCGGGGUGGACCUUACACUGUGCUGGGGCGAGCGAUCAAACUUCGGAUCGAAUUGCUUUGGCCAUUUCGUUUGUGGACGCAAAUGCCGAAAUUCGACCAGACGCAUUGGACACUACUGGCAAAGGUGAUAACGAGGAUCUCAACGGCUACCUCGAAUGGGCUACGUCUGUGAAACCUAGAUCGAAAUUCGAGCACCCUAUGGUACCAAUCGUAUGGCCACGAUCAUGGUCAGUCUGA
Messenger RNA from Cylindrotheca closterium, 1167 nucleotides. Lineage: Eukaryota; Bacillariophyta; Bacillariophyceae; Bacillariales; Bacillariaceae. The record is from the annotation of a GenBank genome assembly.